AAUAGUGAUGUAUUAUUGUGAUUCACCCGUUCGAAAACCCUUUGACGCUGGUCAUCUCAUAAUUGUCCAUUAUAUACAAUACAAUCUGACCAGUUAACAUAUAUAUCAACUGGACGAUAAUUACUCUCCAUUAGUCGAGCCAAAUAGACCAACGGAUAACGUCAACAUGGAGAAAUCCUUGUGUUUGUUUCUUUUUUUGUGUAGUGCUUUAUUGGAAGGUCAUGCAAUGUUUAGAAUGCUACAUCUGUGAUAACUGCCCGAAAACCAAACUAGAUGAAAUACAAACUUGUGGGCCUACUACAAUUACUGAGCUAUCGACUACGACAACGGAAUCUCCAGCCACCACAACAGUGACGACAAAACUUCCAACCCCUUCUACCACACUUAUACUUACAACAGAAGCUAUAUCGGAAUUUACAACUAUUUCCUCAACAAUUCCUACAGAAGCUAUAACUACGUCCACGACGACAGAAGCUGCUACUACGACAGAAACAAGACCUACUUCCACAGAAUCCACAAAUCCAAACGUUGCAUCCUCAACAGCUACGUACCUUAGCUUGGUACCUACGAAUACUCCAAUGAUAAGCCCCGCAGAUGAUAUAACCUCUUCUACAGUCACAACAAUAACCAUUUCUGAUUUUCCAAGCACCGUCACAGAAUUUCAACAAAUCACAACACCCACAGAGGCUUCAAUCUCGUCAGCGUUACUGACAACAAACAUAACAGACGCUACGACAAGUUCUAAAACGACUUCCAUGUAUCCUACAAUACUUAAAGAAACAAUAGCUGAGCCCGUAAUUAGUACCAUAGCAACGAAAAAAGAUCCUGGUCCAACAGACAACACAGUAUCAUUUAUUUCUACGUUACUUACCACGGAAGUGCCUCUUGCAACUUUUCCUGUAACAGAACCUACAAUACAGACGUUUUCAAAAUUACCUACGUUAACCGAACAGAACAUGGAAUCUACAAUACAAAAUAUUCCUGCACUGGCAUUGGCACAACCUAUAAGCACGUUCACCAAAUCUGCACCAAAUAUAUCUCUAGACGCUGCAAUUUAUCCGGAGUCUACAGUAAAUAAUAUAAGACCUGACAAAGAAGAAAACGUGCCAUACCGUUCUAGGAGAAUGAGGUCCUCAUCAGAAGCUUGUGCGUGCAAGAUCGGUGAAAAAUGUGACUGUUUGACCCAUCAAAGAACGAAAAGAUACACUUUGAGAGGACUGGGCCUGUCGAAGGAAGCUGUCAAGUACGUUUGCUUCGUGGAUAAAUAUAAAGUAAAUGAGACGGAGAUCGUGAAAAGAGGAUGUGCCAUCAAGGAAGCAGACGAAAAAACUUUGUGCACGAAGUUGGGCUUCGGAGGUGACUGUAAGAUCUGCGACACCCAUCAGUGCAACGGUGCUGCCAUCAUACAAGCUUCUAUACUGUUAAUGUUUAGUCUAUUGUUCAUUUGAUACGAUUAUUUCAUGAUCUGCUGUUACAAUAAAUGCUAUUUAUUUAUUUCA
Messenger RNA from Cydia splendana, 1499 nucleotides. RefSeq lists its product as uncharacterized. The record is from RefSeq and is a predicted model, not a curated record. The transcript has 4 exons. Bases 222 to 1448 code for a protein of 408 amino acids. Lineage: Eukaryota; Metazoa; Arthropoda; Insecta; Lepidoptera; Tortricidae.